AUGCCCUUUAAAAGGGUUUGGGAUUCAUCAUGCCCUCGCAUUUGGGACUCUUGGGAAGAUUCGGAAGGAUUGAAGUGGGUAAUACAAGAUUUAGCACCUGAAGACGACGAUACUGCAUUGCAAAUCCUUAUUGAAAACCUUGCACCUGAUGAAACGUUGUGUAUGGAAAAGAAGCUAUGUGAAGAUCAAGAGAGCUUAAUAAGUAUAUCGAAGUUCUGGCAGGCGUGUUUAUCCCAGCGGAUGAGUCUCGGUUGUUAUGUCGAAGUUAAAGGGAAAAAGAGCUUAGUUGCCCUAAACGUGUGUAUUGCUGAUACUGUUGGUGAGAAAAUACCAGAUAUUGAGAUCGAAGGGGAAGCUUGGAAGCAAGUGUACGGUGGACUUUUAUAUGCAGAAUCUAAAUUGGACGCAUUUAAAUAUUUAGAAGUAGACACAAUUCUGCAUACUUUUGGCUUGGUCGUGAAAAGGGAGUAUAGAGGGCACAAGCUCGGCUGGAGAAUUUUAAGAGCUAGGGAACCACUGUGCACGGCGUAUGGGAUCAAAGCCACAGCCACAGUAUUCACCGGGCCAGCGUCACAAAUAUCCGCUGAAAGAGCUGGCUUCAAAACAAUCGCCGAGGCCUCAUUGAAGGAACUAGCGGAAAAUGGACUCGACUACCCGAAAGACGAAACAAGAAUUAUCAAAUUUAUGGUCAAGAAGUUCCUA
Brenthis ino (lesser marbled fritillary) is the source of this 702-nucleotide messenger RNA. Lineage: Eukaryota; Metazoa; Arthropoda; Insecta; Lepidoptera; Nymphalidae. The record is from the annotation of a GenBank genome assembly.